Parasteatoda tepidariorum (common house spider) is the source of this 3799-nucleotide messenger RNA. Its product is annotated as neuroligin-1. Lineage: Eukaryota; Metazoa; Arthropoda; Arachnida; Araneae; Theridiidae. The record is from RefSeq and is a predicted model, not a curated record.
UCCAAAACAAUGCUAAGAGAACGAUCCAAUAUAAUAAGGAUGCAAAAAGUCGAAAACAAAAUUCCCUCCAAAUCGAUAGUUGAAGAGAAAAAAAAAAAGUAGUACAUUCCAAGAGACAAGAAGCUAAAAUAUCCUUCAUAGGGGGCGCGCGAUUUGAUCAUCCCUCCACAAACCCAAUCACUCGAUGGAAAACUCUAAGUUGGGCAUCCACCCCAUUUCUGAAUCCUUUUCUUGAUUCUGCGCACUCCCGGCGAACUCUUCCAGCGUUUGGAGUCAGCACAUGCCUCAGAUGAUUCCAAGGAUAGUUCACGAACAGAAACCUCAAGAAAGCUUUAAUCUAGGAAUGUUUUUACAUGCGCAAAAAAUGUAUUGCUUUAUUAGUGUUAUCUGAAACUGAUUUUUUCUUUUUUCGUUCGUAAAGACAACCAUCGAAGUUAAUUUGCGUUUUUAAAUGUCCCUCGGUAGAAGAACUCCAAUUUCAGAUAUACCGCUAUCAGAGAAUUAAUAUAUGUUUGAAUUAUUGUCAACAAUAAAAACUGCUUUAAAUUUAUGUGCAUUAAAUGUAAUUUUUAGAAUCAUUUGAAAAAAAAGUGUAAAUUGAGACAUGGUGCAAUAUAAAAUUUUCAUGAUGUUUGAUCUCUGCAUUUUUGGUUAACUUAAAUAAUUAGUCCUGAAUUAAAAUAUAAAUUUUAGAUUUUUUUUAUAUUUAAAAGGUAAAACAAUUUUUUAGUGUAAAUAUUCGUGAAAAAAAAUCUUAAACUGAACUGUUUUCCAUGCUUUCGUGAUGCUUUUUACAAAGAUUCAGGAGUAAAGAAAAAAAUCCAAAAAUAUAGUUGAGUUAAAAUUAGAAAAAAGCUUCGCAUUAUCAACUACAUUAGUGUAAAAAUGUUGAAAAAUGAAAAUAAAGUUUUAAGUAUGAAUAUGGGAUGUUUAUUAAGAGCAAAAUUAUAUUUGAUAAUGAUGUUAACUGCUUAUGCAAAUGCAGCCAUAACUGAAACUCAAAGACCAAGUACUCGUGUGGUUUCUACGAAAUAUGGAUCACUAAGAGGUGUGAUUGUGACACUGUCUCAUAAACAUUUACAACCUGUUGAGAAAUUCCUCGGUGUUCCAUAUGCUGGGGUUCCAACAGGUUCCUUACGAUUUAUGCCCCCAGUGACACCCCCACAUUGGAAAGGUGUUCGACCAGUUGAUAAGUUAAGUCCGGUAUGUCCACAAAAGCUACCAAAUAUAUCAAACGAAACAGAAGCAUUAAAAAGGAUGCCUCCAGGACGAUUGGACUAUCUAAAAAGGUUAUUACCAUUUUUAACCAACCAAAGUGAAGAUUGCUUGUAUCUCAAUAUUUAUGCCCCCGCAAAUGCUGGUAGAGAGGACCAAAACAAGCUGCCAGUGAUGGUCUUUAUUCAUGGAGAAUCUUACGACUGGAAUUCAGGGAACGCUUACGAUGGAAGCGUUCUGGCAAGCUUUGGAAACCUUAUCGUUGUCACCAUUAACUUCAGGUUGGGUCUUCUUGGUUUCCUUCCUGCUUUAGAUGAAUCUUCUCGAGGCAAUUACGGUAUCAUGGAUCAGGUGGCUGCAAUGCACUGGGUUCAGGAAAACAUUCCGGAAUUCGGCGGUGAUCCCAAAAACGUUACGGUCUUUGGUCAUGGCCAUGGUGCUGCCUUUGUUAACCUAUUGAUGUUGUCUCCUUUGGCUAGAGGUCUCUUUCAACGAGCCAUAUUACAGAGUGGUUCAGCUCUAAGUUCCUUUGCGAUUGCUAGAGAUGCAUUGACCUACACUCGGCAAAUUGCUUCAUUUUUAAAAUGUCCAACAAAAGACAACGCAGCUCUUGUAGCCUGUCUUGGAAAGAGACCUGUAGAAGACAUUCUUAACGCUCCCCUUAGUGUCCCAGAUCACCUCAUUGCUUUUGGGCCAACAAUAGAUGGGGUUGUGAUUCCAGGAGAACCAGCCACAUUGAUGGAAAAGCAAAACGACAUUUUUGCUCAGUACGAUCUCCUGUUGGGCGUCAGUAGAAUCGAGUAUUAUUUUACAUUCUCAAGCCAAGAAGAUCGUAUUGGUAUUGAAGUUUCUAGAAGAGAUCGUUUGCUAAGAACUUUGGUUAGAAACCUAUUUACGUAUCAUCUGCAGGAAAUAUUCUUAACAGUUGUAAAUGAAUAUACAGAUUGGAGUAAACCAGACCAACACCCGAUAAAUGUAUUGGAUUCUACUGUUGAUGCAAUGGGCGAUGCUCUUGUGGUUGCUCCAUUGAUAAGAACUGCCAAUUACCAUUCAAAAUUAAGACAGAAGUAUCAAAAAGGAACUUAUUUAUAUGUGUUUAUGUAUCAAACAGAGGAAAGUUAUUAUGAUCAACGUAUGGGAUGUAUUCAUGGUGAAGAUGUGCCAUAUGUUUUUGGAGCUCCUUUGGUAACAGCAUUGUCUCACUUUCAUAGAAACUUCACAAAGCCUGAGAGCUCACUUUCUGAAGCUGUUAUGACAUAUUGGACAAAUUUUGUGAGAUACGGGGAUCCAAAUUCUCUUGAAGAAGAAGGAAAAUCAGGAGGAGAGCGAGGACGUGGAAGAUAUGAAAAAAUAAAUUGGCCGCUCUACGAUAGCGUUCAUCAAAAAUACAUUGCACUUGCAAUGAAGCCCAAACUGAAAAAUCAUUAUCAUGCCCAUCGUUUGUCUUUUUGGUUAAAUCUUAUUCCGACUCUUCACAAGUCUGCAGCUUCCGAAACAUCGUCUCGACAUCACCAACUGGAAGACCAUGACAACCCUCUCUCUUACGAUGGAAUAUUUCGGGAACGGCCUGCAGGUGAUGCAAAUAUUUCCCUCUUCUACAGCACCACGCCAUUUCUCACAUCGUCACAGCAGUCUGCUGAUCAAAUAACUACAACCCCUUUUAUGAUAGUAACAACAGCUGAUGGUAGUUUUCAAUCAGUUACGACGUCUAACGAUACUGAUACUCUGGCCAUGACAAUGCAGCAAGCUACUUUCUCAACAGUGCUGAUUAUAGCUGUUGUGUUUGGUGCAUGCAUCGUGGCAAUAAACUCAGUUAUUUGUUGUGCAAUAUUUCACAAAAAGGACAAAAAUAGAGCUGAUUGCCUGCAAAAAAGAGAAUAUCAGUUGCAUCCCGAUGGUAUUAGUUGCAAUUCCACACCACAGUCAAAACAAGCUCAUUUAAUAAGUUCUGUACCUUCUCCAAUGGACCACCUUCCACCGCCAUCCUUUAUGACCCUUGCUACUUUAUCCGAAGCGGGUUCUCUACCUUCAAAGAUCAUGCCACCAUCAGUUAUAACCCAUGAACCACAGCAACAUCCAGAAGCUCAACCACUUUUAUCAACUUCACGCAACACACCACCUCAUUCUAAUCACAUGCACCAUCACCAUCCGCAUUGGGCACCACAGGUUGGUGCGAAUCACACUUUGACGCAGCACCAUCAAAAACAACGGGAACAGGAGAUGCGAGUGUGAGCAUUAUAGGGAUAAAAGAGAAGAAACCACGGUGUAGCCAUAACUAUUGAUUAGUUUAGUUUUCAAAUUUCAAUAAACUGAAUUAUAAAAUUAGUGUUAUAAGGAAACACAAUUUGGAUAAAGAGUGAAGAGAAGGUAAAAGGUAAAGCAGAUGGUGCUAAAAGAUUUAAGAGGUUGUGCAUCAACAUUUCUCCAUUUACAUUUACCUAGAAACAAAAUUACUCUUUACGAGUAAGAUGCGAGAAGACUGUGUAUGAAGUAAAUAAGAAAAUUUUGUAUUAAUAAGCUCGAAGGAGAAUAAUUAAGGUGAACUACUAAAAAUGAAUCGCAUUAUUUAAGUCCAGAACAAAAU